Malassezia pachydermatis is the source of this 1119-nucleotide messenger RNA. Its product is annotated as transcription factor iws1. The transcript is spliced from 4 exons. The coding region runs from base 1 to 1119 and encodes 372 amino acids. NCBI's taxonomy places the organism in Eukaryota, Fungi, Basidiomycota, Malasseziomycetes, Malasseziales, Malasseziaceae. The record is from RefSeq and is a predicted model, not a curated record. Gene Ontology annotation, cellular component: nucleus. Gene Ontology annotation, biological process: poly(A)+ mRNA export from nucleus.
AUGGCAGGCGACGAGGAUACGGAACAUAGGGAUAUUUUCGGAGGUGACUCGGAUGACGAGGUCGAGCAGGAUGUCACCAAUACGGCUACGACGGAACAAGUAACAGAAACAACCGAGUCAGAGGCGGCAGACAAGACAGUCGCAGACGACGAUGACGCACUCCCUAGUAUCCCCCGCCGAGAAGUCACGGAAGAUAUGCUUGCUUCAGAGCCCAUUCCACCAAAGAAAAAAGCCAGGCGGGAUGAUGAGGAUGCUGAUGAUGGAAAAGCCCAGCCAGAGCCGGUAGAUGGUGCAGACGACGAGGAAGAAGCGCCUCUCACGGGUAAAGCACUCAUUCGUGCACAGGUGAACGCGCGGAUUGAUGCGGCACUCAAGUCUGGAAAGCGCCGCACAACUCGUCGUCGUGCCGCAGGUGAAGAUGACUUGGAACUGAUGGCUGACGAAGAAGUAUCGGCAUUGCGAACAGAGAUGAUAUUAGCAGCCGAUGAGGAUGAAGAGGCCAACCGUGCCAAACAGCCAGCCACCUCGAAGCUUCGCCUCUUGCCGCGUGUAGUGAGCACAUUGCAAAAAUCUCAUUUGCAGCAGGCGAUUCUGGAUAACAACCUGUUAGAAGGCGUAAAGCGAUGGCUCGAACCGCUACCUGACCGCAGCUUGCCGGCGCUGAAUAUCCAAAAGCAAUUAUUCGGUGUUUUGGAAAGUAUGAGUAUUGAUACCAUCAGUUUGAAGAUGAGCGGACUGGGUCGUGUCGUGGUGUUUUACAGCUUGUGCAAGCGCGUGGAGCCAGCGAUCCGUCGUAGUGCAGAGCACUUGGUGGAAGUAUGGACUCGACCGAUCCUGAAACGCUCAGCAUCGUACCGCGACCGGCAUGUGGCACAGGCUGAAUGGAACCAGCAUUCUCCGCACAACCAGUCAAGCCAGCUCACGGAAGCAGCCUUUGCUACGGAUAAGACACGACGUCAUGUGGGAAUUCCUCAGGCUAUCACGACAGGUUUCCAAGUGGCACCACGCAACCGUGUCGCUGGCAGUACGAACGAUCACGAACAUCAAUCGCGCCUAGCCAACCAUCAACGUCUGAACCGCUUCAAGUCGAGGCUCAAGGACGCCAACGUGCGUCGCUAA